GGUUCGACAGUUGCGCUCGGUUCGGUUUGCUGUGCGUAGUUGGAGUGAAUUAUUUUUGUUUUCAUCUUUACUGGUUGUAUCAUAUGUUAAUUUUGAUACAGAGUGGACUUGAUAAAUGUAAAUUAGUGGCCUGGUGACGAAAUAAAGUGUUCGCAUGGAUUGAGUGAUCAACUAUGUUACCUCCACGGCCGGUCUCACUCAAGAACACCGCGACCGGACCGAUAUUAUGGCUUUCCAACAGAGACGCGACGUGAGAGAACUCACACGAGAGAUCAUUCGAGACGCCCGCGUAGCGAACAGGCAGCAGUCAACAUCCCCAGGAGCACGCAACCGUUUCCCAUCAACAUCAUCGACGGACGACAAUGAGAGCGGCACGGACGGCGAGGCGGACAGGUCGCGGCGCGCGAGCCUGGUCCACGGCAUGCCGCCCUCGCAGCCGCCAGGACACAUCGUCACCAUCCGCAAGCGGCGCGGCAACCUGCCCAAACACUCGGUCAAGAUACUCAAACGGUGGCUGUACGAUCAUAGGUACAACGCGUACCCGAGCGACGCCGAGAAGGUUACACUCAGUCAGGAAGCGAAUUUGACUGUCUUGCAGGUAUGCAACUGGUUCAUAAACGCGCGCCGGCGCAUCCUGCCGGAGAUGAUCCGCCGCGAGGGUCACGACCCGCUGCACUACACGAUCUCGCGCCGCGGCCGCAAGCAGCCCGGCGGCGCCUCCUCCAGCGCUUCCAACUCGGGCGUCGUCGUUGCUUCCUGGGACGGCGUUGAGAACGACGCGGAGCGCAGCACCGAGCAAGAGUACACCGACGGGCUGCUGGUGUACCGCAGCGACGGGGACGACAUCGGCGACGGCGAGGAGGGCUACUCCUCGAGCGCCGUCAGCGAGGAGGAGGUCAAGUACGACCCCUCCGUGUGGCAGUCCGUCAUCAGGUACGGACCAGAGGAUAAGGAGGUCCACCCCGCCGCACGAGGUUGUGCGGGCGACAGGACGGCGGCCGUGGUGACGGUGCGCACCGCCGACGGCGAGGAGGUGCAGGCCGAGGUGGAGCCGGCCGACGGCGCGGCGGGCGGCGGCGCGGGCGGCUGGCACCCGCAGCUCGCGCACCUGCCGCAGCUGCCGCAUCCGCUGCGGCGCCGGCUGCAGGUGGUGCCGAGCGGCGGCGCGGAGGGCGAGCGCGACAAGUUCAAGUGCCUGUACCUGCUGGUGGAGACCGCCGUCGCCGUGCGCCAGCGCGAGAAGGAGGCCGAGGAGGUGCCCGUCUAGUGCCCCGGACUGGGGCCCGCAAGACACCGGCUGUGGUGAUUGACAAGCGACGUCCAUGUACGUCACAUCUAAUGUAUGUUCCUGUAAUUAAACGUUUUCGUUACCGCGACGGACGCAGUGCAAAACCGACGGCCUCACAUAUCCCUAGCGUUUAACUGUUGGUUUCAAUAAAGAUUCUUAAUGCCACCUGGGAGUCGCGAUGCAUUUCUAAUAUAUAAAAAAACAAAGUGAUCCUAUAAGGCGGAACCCUUUCGAGGUACAGAACCCUAAAAAUUAUAGGAAUGAUAUCGAAUCGGUAAGUCUAUUGCUAAGAUAUGUUGUUGUGGUCAUCCAUUAAUUACGUCAUACAAAUUUCAUGACUGACCCCAUCCCCCUUCCUUGUCAUACAUGGUCACAUUUGCGGGACCCGCUUGGUGUGUCGUCACUUGUUUUGCAUUCUAACGCAUACCUUAUAUGUAUAGUCAGAUAGAAUAUAUUUUUAAGAUUUUUGUUUACAAUUAAAGUUCUGUGUUCUAAUCAUCGAUUUAGAUGUACUAGGUACUAGAUCUAGCGUUCCGAAUGCUCACUCUGUUCGACUGAACAGUACUGCAAUCCAUACACCUGACUUUUGUAUUUCAACAUUGACAGCGUGCAGUUGUGUACGAAGCGCUCAUAAUGUAAGAACUCGAGUCUAAGUGCAAACCUGGAUGUGAAUAAAAAGUUUUAAUCAAGUGCGUAAAAUUAUUGUUUUUUAAGUGCAUAAAUAAGUUAUAAUAUUAUAACAGAAAAAUAAUUUAGAAAAAUGAUUUUAUUUUUAAAUGUAACUCCAUUGAUUUAUACUCCAUUUAAAUCGCUUUAGCACUGCAUAAAUAAAUAAAAUAAAAUAAAAUACUUUAUUUAUCACGUAGGCGAACAAAGUUGCACUUAUGAUACGUCAAAACAAAGAAUAAGAAUAAUUAUUAUUUCUAAACAACUAUUAAAAUCACUUAUAUAACUAUGGAGAUUUUAAAUUAGGGAUAAAGUUUAUACAAAAGACUAGGUACAAACCGAAGUAACCA
This is a messenger RNA of Manduca sexta (tobacco hornworm), 2304 nucleotides long. RefSeq names its product BEL1-like homeodomain protein 9. NCBI's taxonomy places the organism in Eukaryota, Metazoa, Arthropoda, Insecta, Lepidoptera, Sphingidae. The coding region runs from base 227 to 1267 and encodes 346 amino acids. The record is from RefSeq and is a predicted model, not a curated record. Gene Ontology annotation, molecular function: RNA polymerase II cis-regulatory region sequence-specific DNA binding; DNA-binding transcription factor activity, RNA polymerase II-specific. The transcript is spliced from 7 exons. Gene Ontology annotation, biological process: regulation of transcription by RNA polymerase II.